AUGGCAUCUCGUGUUCGUAUAGAAAAAAUGUCGGCAGAAGUUGUCGAUACAAAUCCAUAUAGUCGUUUAAUGGCAUUACAACGUAUGGGUAUUGUACAAGAUUAUGAACGUAUACGAGAUUAUUCAGUUAUGAUUGUUGGUGUUGGUGGUGUUGGAAGUGUAGCUGCUGAAAUGCUUACACGAUGUGGUAUUGGAAAGUUAUUACUCUAUGAUUAUGAUAAAGUUGAAUUAGCCAAUAUGAAUCGUUUAUUUUAUCAACCUCAUCAAGCUGGUCUUAGUAAAGUUGAAGCCGCUGCUGAUACAUUAAGAUUUAUUAAUCCUGAUGUAAUUAUUGAAUCAUAUAAUAUGAAUAUAACUAAAGUAGAAAAUUUUCCAUUAUUUAUGGAAAAAAUUCGAACUGGUAAUAAAAAUAAUUCAGGUCAUGUUGAUCUUGUACUUAGUUGUGUUGAUAAUUUUGGUGCAAGAAUGACAAUUAAUACAGCAUGUAAUGAACUUGAUCAAACAUGGAUGGAAUCAGGUGUAAGUGAAAAUGCUGUUAGUGGUCAUAUACAAUUAAUUGUUCCAGGAAAAACUGCUUGUUUUGCUUGUGCUCCACCAUUAAUUCUUGCUAGUAAUAUUGAUGAAAGUACAUUAAAACGUGAAGGUGUUUGUGCUGCAAGUCUUCCAACAACAAUGGGUAUUGUUGCUGGUUUUCUUGUACAAAAUACACUUAAAUAUUUACUUAAAUUUGGUCGUAUUUCAAAUUAUAUUGGUUAUAAUGCACUUGAUGAUCAUUUUCUAAUAUUAACAUUAAAACCUAAUGAAGAUUGUGAUGAUUCAUAUUGUCGUAAAAGACAAUUAGAACAUCAAUUACAUCCUGUUGUUAUUGAAGAAAAUGUUCCAUCAAUAAAUACUGAAGUCGUACAUGAAUCAAAUGAAUGGGGUAUUGAACUUGUUAGUGAUAGUAUUGAUGUUCCAAAUGAAAAUCUUAUUGAUAAAAAUCGUAUUCAAUUAACAUCAUCAUCAAAUGGAACUGUUUCACUUGAUCAAAUUAAAUAUCAAUAUAUUCCGAAAAUAAAAAAUGAUUCACAAAUUGAUACAUCAGAUAAUGAAACAUCAGCUGCAAGUACAACACGAGAUGAUGAUAUAACAAUUGAAGAUUUAAUGGCUAAAAUGAAAGAAAUGUAA
This is a messenger RNA of Rotaria sp. Silwood1, 1167 nucleotides long. NCBI's taxonomy places the organism in Eukaryota, Metazoa, Rotifera, Eurotatoria, Philodinida, Philodinidae. The record is from the annotation of a GenBank genome assembly.